Molecule: messenger RNA, 591 nt
Organism: Fulvia fulva
Lineage: Eukaryota; Fungi; Ascomycota; Dothideomycetes; Mycosphaerellales; Mycosphaerellaceae
Product: Altered inheritance of mitochondria protein 41, mitochondrial
Exons: 1
Coding region: 1-591 (196 amino acids)
Cellular component (GO): mitochondrion
Molecular function (GO): carbon-nitrogen ligase activity, with glutamine as amido-N-donor
Source: RefSeq, a predicted model, not a curated record
AUGUCUCUCCAAACCACUCGAUUGCUCGCACGAAGCCGACUAUCAACUCUCCGCUCCAGCUCCAUCUGCCCAACAUGCCGCUUCAACUCGACAGCAGCGCCGCAAUCAGAAACCACAGCGCCACCUUUACUCCUCAAGCUCAAGAGUGACCUAAAGACCUCCAUGAAGGCCAGGGAUACCAACCGGCUCAACGUCCUCCGUAGCCUGAUCUCAGACGUGAAUAACUCGACCAAGACAUCGAACCCCAUCAAGACAGACAUGCAGCUCGUGUCUCUGCUUCGGAAACGGGCUGCCGCGGCCAAGGAAGCCAGCGAUGAGUUCAAGGCUGCGGGUAGAGAAGAUCUUGUUGAGAAGGAGGAAGCUCAAGCUGCUGUGCUGGAAGAGUAUGCUGGCAGUGUGGAGACCAUGUCCGCGAACGACAUCAAAGAUGCUGUCAACAAAGUCGUUGAGGAAGCCAAGGCAGUGGCUCAAGAAAAGAUCAACAUGGGUGACGUCUUGAAGAAGCUGGUGGGAGCGGGAGGCAGUCUAGAGGGCAACCCUGUGGAUAGGUCGGAAGUCGCAAGGGCUGUGAAGCAGGCGCUGGGACAGUGA